UAUUAUGAAACUUGAACUCGAAGACGACACCAGUCUCUGACGACCAUUGACUGAGAGGUAGGCUUUCGAUACAACCGAGGUCCCGAAGACAUGGUGGUUAUGCACGGCGGCGAUAUCGGAUCCAGAACUCUUUCACUUGACCGGAAAAGCGGGUUCUGCGAAUCCACAUCGAUUUUCUACAGCAAACGUGAGCCAGUGGCUCUCCCGCCAAACCAAAACCUCGACGUCACGACUUUCAUUUCAUCGCAGCCUCAUGGCGGUAAAACCGUGUUCGUCGACGCCGUCACCGGUCGUCGCCUUACUUUCUCCGAGCUCUGGCUCGGCGUUGAAAGAGUCGCGGCUAGUCUCUACGCAUUAGGUGUACGCAAAGGCAAUGUCGUCAUUGUACUCUCUCCCAACUCAAUCCUCUUCCCAAUCGUCUCACUCUCCGUUAUGACACUCGGCGCAAUCAUCACCACAGCUAAUCCGAUCAACACUUCCGACGAGAUUUCUAAACAGAUAAAUAAUUCGCGACCUGUUCUCGCCUUCACCACAUGUCAGCUCGUCUCCAAACUCGCCGCCGCGUCGGAUUCGAAUCUCCCGGUGGUUCUCAUGGACGAAAACCACGUUCCUUCUCAAAAUCACGACGAGCGCGUUAAAAUAGUCGGGAGGCUAGAGACGAUGAUUGAAACGGAACCGAUUGAGUCACGAGUGAAGCAACGAGUCAACCAGGACGAUACAGCGGCUCUGUUAUACUCAUCAGGUACGACGGGGACGAGUAAAGGAGUAAUGCUGACUCACCGUAACCUAAUCGCAUCGGUACAAGCAUGCCGGGCCCGGUUCGGUUUGGAGCAGCGAACCGUCUGCACAAUCCCGAUGUGCCACGUGUACGGUUUCGGGAGUUUCGCGACGGGGCUAAUCGCUUUAGGAUGGACGAUCGUGGUUCUUCCCAAAUUCGAGAUGGCUCAGCUUCUCUCGGCCGUGGAGAUUCACCGAUCUUCGUAUCUUUCCCUUGUGCCGCCUAUUGUGGUAGCUAUGGUAAAUAGAGCAAAUGAGAUCAAUUCCAAGUAUGAUCUGAGCUCGUUGCACACCAUUGUGGUUGGAGGAGCCCCAUUGAGUAGAGAGGUGAUUGAGAAGUUCGUUGAGAAUUAUCCGACGGUUAAGAUUUUACAAGGGUAUGGUUUGACUGAGUCAACGGCUAUAGCUGCUUCUAUGUUCACUAAAGGGGAGGCUAAGAGGUAUGGAGCUUCUGGUUUGCUGGCCCCAAAUGUGGAAGCUAAGAUUGUGGAUCCGGAUACGGGUCGGAUCUUGGGUGUGAAUCAAACUGGUGAGCUGUGGAUUCGAAGUCCCACUGUCAUGAAAGGUUAUUUCAAGAACGAAGAAGCUACUGCUUCUACUAUUGACUCUGAAGGAUGGUUGAAAACAGGAGAUUUGUGCUACAUUGAUAGUGAAGGGUUUGUCUUUGUUGUUGAUAGAUUAAAGGAGCUCAUCAAAUGCAAUGGUUAUCAGGUUGCUCCAGCUGAACUAGAGGCACUGUUGCUUGCUCAUCCAGAGAUUGCUGAUGCAGCAGUAGUACCCAUCCCUGACAUGGAAGCUGGACAAUAUCCAAUGGCGUAUAUAGUAAGAAAAGCUGGAAGUAACUUACUGGAAAGCGAAAUCAUGGGAUUCAUCGAAAAACAGGUAUCACCAUACAAGAGGAUUCGCAAAGUCGCAUUUUUGGCUUCAAUCCCCAAAAAUCCCUCUGGCAAGAUUUUAAGAAGAGAACUCAUAAAGCUCAGAACAUCAAAACUCUAGCAGGAAGCGCUGCAACAGCCUUAGCUCGCACUUCGCG
Messenger RNA from Capsella rubella, 1810 nucleotides. RefSeq names its product 4-coumarate--CoA ligase-like 2. Gene Ontology annotation, molecular function: CoA-ligase activity. The coding region runs from base 91 to 1773 and encodes 560 amino acids. The record is from RefSeq and is a predicted model, not a curated record. The transcript is spliced from 5 exons. Gene Ontology annotation, cellular component: peroxisome. Lineage: Eukaryota; Viridiplantae; Streptophyta; Magnoliopsida; Brassicales; Brassicaceae.